UUUGCCCCUUUACUGCUCUCGUUUUGUCCUCUCCAUUGCUCCUACUACGACGGCGUUGGGUUGGGAAGAAAUGCAGCCACCGAGCAUGGGUUACGGCGGCGGCAACGGGUACCACCUUCAAAAUGGUGGCGUAGAGACCCACGGAGAGCAAAAGUUCCGGCGGAAGGCCAGUCGUGGUGGUCGGAGGUCCCGUCUUUACCGUGGAGCGGCACCUGAUGGCCCUGUGACGGCUGCAGCUAGGGUUUCGAAUUCGUCUUUGCCAGACAGAGACACGCCUCCUCCUUGUACCGACUUUGACAUGGCCUACUUCCACUCUUAUUCUCACGUUGGCAUACACGAAGAGAUGAUCAAGGAUCGAGUACGAACUGAAACUUAUAGGACAGCAAUUAUGCAGCACCAGAAUUACAUUGCAGGAAAAGUUGUAGUGGAUGUUGGCUGUGGAACAGGCAUUCUUUCUAUCUUUUGUGCUCAAGCAGGUGCAAAACGGGUCUAUGCAGUGGAUGCCAGUGACAUUGCUGUGCAGGCAAAUGAAGUUGUUAAGGCAAAUAAUCUGUCUGACAGAGUCAUUGUUUUGCAUGGACGAAUUGAGGAUGUUGAAAUUGAUGAGGAGGUUGAUGUCAUAAUUUCAGAGUGGAUGGGCUACAUGCUUCUUUAUGAGAGCAUGCUAGGGAGCAUUAUUACUGCCCGGGAUCGCUGGCUAAAACCUGGAGGUCUUAUUCUUCCUUCAACUGCAACGUUGUACAUGGCACCCAUCACACAUCCUGACAGAUACCGUGAAAGCAUUGAUUUCUGGCGCAAUGUGUAUGGGAUUGAUAUGUCUGCUAUGUUGCCAUUAGCAAAACAGUGUGCAUUUGAAGAACCAUCUGUUGAGACAAUAACGGGUGAAAAUGUUUUGACAUGGCCGCAUGUGGUAAAGCAUGUGGACUGCUAUACAAUUACAACUCAUGAGUUAGAAUCCAUUACAACAAGGUUUAAAUUUAAGUCAAUGAUGCGGGCUCCAUUUCAUGGAUUUGCUUUCUGGUUUGACGUUGAAUUCAGCAGCUCUGCAAUAUUCCCCACUGACAAUAAUGCUCAAUCUUCAGCAAUGGAAUCUCUUAAUGAUCAUCCUUCUGAUUGUAGUCAGAGGAAGAAACGCGCAAAUCCAAAUGAAACUCUUGUGCUUUCUACUGCACCUGAGGAUCCUCCAACACAUUGGCAACAGACAUUGAUCUACUUUUAUGAUCCCAUAGAGGUGGAGCAAGAUCAAGUCAUUGAAGGAUCCUUAACAUUAUCACAAAGCAAAGAAAACGCUCGAUUCAUGAAUAUUCAUCUUGAAUAUGCAUCGGGUGGUCGUUCAUUUGUGAAAGAGUCGGUGAUGCGAUGAUCCUGUAAAAGAAUCUCCACAUUACGGUGGUUGUUUAACUUAAAAAGAGUUGAAUGAGAGAACUGGGCUCAAUUACCAAUUACCAAUGAGAUUACUGGGCUCAAAUCAGGGUUACGCUUCUGCAGCAGGACUUUUGGCUAGAGUUGGAUUGAAGUGCAACAGUUGCAGUGGGUGAACUAAUUGGCCUUUUCCAUGGCUUUUUACUUGAUGAUGAUGAAGCCUGGGGAAGAAGCGAUUAUAUAUGGUUAAACUAGUUGAUAAUUAUAUAUAUAUAUAUAUAUAUGCAUAGGCGCAUUGGUUUAGGCACAUCAUGUUGUCAACCACGCCUGUGUUUCGAUAGAGUGCCAUAAUGUUCCGUUUGAAGUUGUAUUCCAUUCCUAGCUGAUAUUUAAGAUUCAAAGUCUGUUUAGGGGAAUUAAUGUUGACCUUCAUUAGCAAAAAGACUUAUGCUUUCAUUUUUUUAAUCUAAUAGGACAUUAAUUUUGGAUGCACAUAAA
This is a messenger RNA of Diospyros lotus (date-plum), 1860 nucleotides long. RefSeq names its product probable protein arginine N-methyltransferase 6. Gene Ontology annotation, biological process: peptidyl-arginine methylation. Gene Ontology annotation, molecular function: protein-arginine N-methyltransferase activity. The coding region runs from base 71 to 1363 and encodes 430 amino acids. Lineage: Eukaryota; Viridiplantae; Streptophyta; Magnoliopsida; Ericales; Ebenaceae. The record is from RefSeq and is a predicted model, not a curated record. The transcript has 13 exons.